CCCCACGAUGGCUCUACGGCGGGGUAGAUGCUCCCAGCAUUCAGGGGAUUGCCCGUCACUAAACUUCCCUUCCAACAUCUACACUUGUAACCUCCCACCUACAUCACGGAACCAAUAUCCCCAGCUUCCAUCAUCAGUCAUCGCAUCUAAAACAACGAGUACAGUCAACUGCAAUACUGACGACGAAGAAGCCCACUCUCACACUGCUUAGAACACCCAGCUUUCACCUAUCAUGGAUACAUCAGCGAUAACAGGAAGGCCAGGCACAGGCACCGGCCAAGGAUCGCCAGCAGCCCCAGGACAACCCAUCUCCAAAGCCGGCCAGGGCAUCCCGAAUCUACGAGACCGCAUUCCCAAACUAGAGCCCCGGCGACGGAGGCAAGAACCAUCGAACCCGACUCCGGUACCAGAAACCCCCGCCCUCCCUCCCCGCCCAGAUCCGUCGACCCUGGAGUUCCGGACGCCCGUCCGACGGAUUCUUCUCCGGAAAGACCACGAGCUCUUCCUGGCCUCGCCCACCUACAGUCUCAUCCUCUCCUUCGUCUUCUCCCUUUCCGAAUCCGUAGUCGACACGCCCAUCUCCGCCAUCAAGGACUCCGACCUCAGCGAGCCCGUGAAGACCAUCCUCCGCAUCCUCGACGAGACCGAAGCGCUGUGCAAGGAGUCGCCACCAGACGACCAGGGUGGCUCUCGCUUCGGCAAUAAGACCUUCCGCCUCUUUCUCGACAAGGUCAAGCAGCGCGGUCAGCAAUGGCACGCCGCCUUUUUGGGAGGGAAACUUCCAGAAGCGGCCGUCACCGAAGCCUCAGCCUACCUCAACCAGUCCUUCGGCAACCGCACGCGCAUCGACUACGGCUCGGGCCACGAGCUCAACUUCAUGAUGUGGCUUUUGUGCCUGUACCAGCUCUCGGUCCUCGAACAAUCGGACUUCAAAGCCCUCGUGCUUUGCGUCUUCGCCCGCUACCUGGAAGUCAUGCGCCUGAUCCAAAUGACGUACUACCUCGAGCCAGCGGGCUCGCACGGCGUGUGGGGACUGGACGACUACCAGUUCCUGCCGUUCCUGUUUGGGGCCAGCCAGCUGCUGCAUCACCACUUUAUCACGCCGCGGGCGAUCCACCAGGAGCUGACCCUCGAAGAGUUUGGUCAUGAUUUCCUGUAUCUUGGUCAGGUGGCGUUUGUGAACAGUACCAAGACGGUCAAAGGGCUGAGGUGGCAUAGUCCGAUGCUGGACGAUAUCAGUAGUGCCAAAAACUGGGAGAAGAUUGAGGGCGGGAUGAGGAGGAUGUUUGUGUCUGAGGUGUUGAAGAAGUUGCCGGUUAUGCAACACUUCCUGUUUGGGUCGCUGAUUCCUGCGGCGGAGGGUAUGAGUGAGCAAGAUCCCAACGCUUUGGGCAGUGAGGAGAAUGAGGAGGAGGGCGGCGAGGUGGAGGUGUACGACGAUAGCGAUGGAAAGAGGCAUGUGCAUCAGCCGACUGGCUGGGGCGAUUGCUGCGGUAUCAAGGUGCCGAGUAGUCUGGCGGCGGCGGAGGAGAUGAGGAAGAGGGGACAGGGGGAGAGUUUGAGGAGGAUACCCUUUGACUGAGGUCUGAGAUUAUGUCUAUGAGAAGUAUCACAAGCGUGGUAAAGAUAUUCACCAAACCGUAUGUUCAAAUAAACAAAAACCUCAAGGUCUCUAAUGAUCAUACAAUCAUCCUCAUGUACUGUCCAUGUAUCACUGAAAUACCUAGUUUCUAUAAUGAAAGAUGGUAAAAAUAGUGUUACCGGAGCCAGCACAAACC
Molecule: messenger RNA, 1778 nt
Organism: Neurospora tetraspora
Lineage: Eukaryota; Fungi; Ascomycota; Sordariomycetes; Sordariales; Sordariaceae
Product: rotamase PTPA-2
Exons: 1
Coding region: 233-1582 (449 amino acids)
Biological process (GO): mitotic spindle organization
Cellular component (GO): nucleus; cytoplasm; protein phosphatase type 2A complex
Molecular function (GO): protein tyrosine phosphatase activator activity; peptidyl-prolyl cis-trans isomerase activity
Source: RefSeq, a predicted model, not a curated record